Messenger RNA from Pectinophora gossypiella (pink bollworm), 790 nucleotides. RefSeq lists its product as uncharacterized. Lineage: Eukaryota; Metazoa; Arthropoda; Insecta; Lepidoptera; Gelechiidae. The transcript has 2 exons. The record is from RefSeq and is a predicted model, not a curated record. Bases 174 to 716 code for a protein of 180 amino acids.
UUGAUCACGCAUCUUAAAAUCGUAAAAGGGAUGAAUCCACGUGAUUUACUGUUAAUAAAACCGAGUGCACCGGAGCACAAUCACCAUACUCCUCGAUCGCCUACAAGUUGCAACAGUGAGACCUUUAAGACUUCCAGAGUCCAGAGCUACCUACUUGCUGCACUACAGUUAAAAUGUCAAAGACAACAGCCGACCAUCUCUUUGCUUCGGACGACGAUGAAGUUGAAGCGGUUAGAAAACCAGAGAAUACGAAGAAACGUGGGAAAUCUUCUGCGGCUAGUGAGUCGAGCUCAUCAAAGAAGAGUAAGCCCAGCGGUCGCAGUAUGCCAAGCAUCAGCCCAGUACCUGUCCACAAAAAACCAACAGCUCGGGAACUAUUCGGUACUGACAGCGAGGAUGAGACUGAGGAACCCAGUUCAUCUGGUAAUAAGAAAUUCACACCACUCUAUUCUUACUUGACUAGGCGCGUGGCGAAUGGUCUAGCUCGACAAGCAGACGAAGAUAAAAAAGGAUCACAUUAUAUUGAGAUGAAAAUAUAUAAGUGUGACGAAGUCGAGAAGGUGUCCGCCAUCAAUCGAUGGAGGCAUGCUAUCGUCACUAUAAAAAAUAGAACUGAUGACGAUACUGAUGCUUGGCAGCAUCUGUCAAAAUAUAUUAGCGCAACGCGCAAAGAAUUUAAAAAUUGUCCGCCUACAUUCAUAGGCUCCUAUUUUUAAAAUACUUUCCUUUCGCGCGUUUUGUUUUUCUAUUCUUCUAAUUUUUCAUUGUACUUACUGAAAGUUAAAUAUUA